Molecule: messenger RNA, 984 nt
Organism: Mesorhabditis belari
Lineage: Eukaryota; Metazoa; Nematoda; Chromadorea; Rhabditida; Rhabditidae
Source: the annotation of a GenBank genome assembly
AUGUAUCCGACUUUGAUUUUUCUUCUAUUUCCAUAUUGGAUUUAUGCGGUGGUGACAAAUAUCACGGUGAUAGGGACAGUCGGUUGUUCGGGGAAGAAAAUGGCUGGUGUCAAGGUUGAGCUGUACGAUCGAGACGUUUUAAGCUACAACGAUAAAUUGGCGACAGUGACCACGAAUCGAGACGGGAGCUUUGUGUUGGCGGGAAGUGAGAACGAGAAGGGACUCGAGCCAUUCGUUCUCUUCUAUCACACGUGUCGGGCUGCGGCGAACUGCUGGCGAGUGACUCACUAUGACAUCCCGAAGGGUUACGACAAUCGAGUGUUUGACAUGUCGCUCGUCACCCUCGACAUGAAGACUUCCCAAGCUGCGUGGACAAAUGUGACCGUAACUGGGAUGUUCGUUUGUGGGAUAAGAGUGCAAAGAAAAGGAAUCAGGGUCGAGCUUUGGGAACACGACAUUUUUGAUCCUAAUGACAAAUUGGAUGAAACAAUCUCGGCACAGGACGGAACUUGGACGGUAUCUGGUGGCGAGGACGAGUUCGGAAGCAUUGACGCCUUUAUUCUCAUCUAUCAUCGAUGUGGAUUGGAAAGAACGCCCCAUUGUCAUCGUAUCAGUCAAUACUGGGUGCCAAAGCGUUUCUACAACUCUGUCUAUAAGAUGGGGAUUGUUGGCCUCGAUCUAUACACCGAGAAUGACACAUCUUGGUUUGACCCUAAUGACAAAUUGGAUGAAACGAGCCCGGCACAUGACGGAACUUGGACGGUAUUUGGUGGCGAGGACGAGUUCGGAAGCAUUGACGCCUUUAUUCUCAUCUAUCAUCGAUGUGGAUUGGAAACAUCGCGGCAUUGUCAUCGUAUCAGUCAAUACUGGGUGCCAAAGCGUUUCUACAACUCUGUCUAUAAUAUGUCGCUUGUUGGCCUCGAUCUACGCACCAAGAAUGACACAACUUGGUGUAGGAAUCUUGAUGGAGAAUUAACGCAAUGG